AUGGAACGCGGCGGCGGUUGCGGGGCUGGAAGCGGGACGGAGGGGGCUGCGCGGGGACCCCCGCUCCCCGGGAAGAUGGCCGAGUCAGGCGCGGUGCGGACCUCCCCGCCCAACCACCGACCUUCAGGUAUGGAUGGAUUUUUAAGAUCUGACGAGAGACAAAGACUAGCUAAAGAAAGACGAGAAGAAAGAGAAAAAUGUCUUGCUGCCCGGGAGCAGCAGAUCUUAGAGAAACAGAAAAGAGCGAAGCUCCAAUAUGAAAAGCAAAUUGAGGAGCGAUGGCGGAAACUGGAAGAGCAGCGACAGCGGGAGGACCAGAAAAGGGCAGCUGUGGAAGAGAAGAGGAAGCAGAAGCUCCGGGAGGAGGAGGAGCGGCUGGAGGCGAUGAUGCGCCGGUCCCUGGAGCGCACACAGCAACUGGAGCUAAAGAAGAAGUGCUCGUGGGGAGCUUCGCUGGCCACCGGGCCUGGAGGUCGUGAUGCAUGUGACAAACUUUCAACAUCAACCAUGAAUUUGCCAAAGCAGACGGAGCCUCCCAUGAGUAAGCGCCUGUCUUCAUCCACCGUGGCAAUAUCCUAUUCCCCAGACCGAGCUCAUCGCACACACCUUAGUCCCAUGGAAACCUUUCUUGUUAUGCGACUGUUGACACCUACACAGGCUUCUUUAGCCAGAACCAGAAGUGCGCUCAUGCUCUCUGAGCAGGCCAAUGACUCAGUAUCCCAUGCCUGUCCUCGUGUAGCUCCUGCUGGUCCUCUUAAAUCUUCUUACAAGUCUUCUCCCACUCGGAGUGCUGAGAGGAAGAAGACUCCAUCUACAUCUGGUGUAGGAGAUUCUGGGAAAGGAGCCCCUGCAGGAGCGGAGGCCUCUCCGGUAGAGAAGAUGAAGCGGGGCCCACGAACAACAACUUCUGUUCCCAGUGUGGGCCUUGGGUCUCCUCUGAGAAGAUGCGAGUUUCCAGGAAGCAUUGCUAAGAGGUCGUCUUCUCCAGUGACAUCCAAAGCAACUUCAAAAGCAUAUCCACAGUCUCCAAAGAAUACGAAGCCGCCAUACCCAGGGUCUCCUGUGAAGUACCGCUUUCCCACCUUUCCCAGCCAGGAAACGCCCAAGAGGAAAGCAGAGAAAGAGAAGAGCAAUAAGGAAAGGGAAGGUGCCCUGGCUCAGCAGGCAGCUGGCCUGUGUGGAGAGGAAACCCCAGAGAAACAUGUGGUGGACAAGCAUGUCACUGAGAAGCAUGUGGCCGCAGGAGGGAAGGCCGAGAGCAGCGGAGCCUCAGGGAAGCCUACAGCAGGCACCACUGAUGCAGGAGAGGCUGCAAAGAUCCUGGCUGAAAAGAGACGACAGGCCCGGCUACAGAAGGAGGAGCAGGAACGACUGGAGAAGGAAGAACAGGACAGGCUGGAGAGAGAGGAAUUGAAAAGAAAGGCAGAGGAGGAAAGACUUCGCCUAGAAGAGGAAGCCCGUAAGCAGGAAGAGGAAAAGAAGCGGCAGGAAGAGGAAGAAAAAAGAAAGGCAGAAGAGGAGGCUAAGAGAAAGGCCAAGGAGGAGCUGUUAUUAAAAGAAGAGCAAGAAAAGGAAAAACAAGAAAAAGAAAAGCAAGAAAAGGAAAAACAAGAAAAAGAAAAGCAAGAAAAGGUCAUGAUUGAAAAGCAGAAGGAAGCAGCAGAAGCAAAGGCCCAGGAGGCAGCUAAACAGAUGCGUCUAGAAAGAGAACAGAUCAUGCUGCAGAUUGAGCAGGAGCGACUGGAGAGGAAGAAGAGAAUUGAUGAAAUCAUGAAGAGAACAAGGAAGAGUGAUGUGUCUCUAGAAGUGAAGAAAGAAGACCCAAAGGUGGAGCUUCAGUCUGCUGUGUGUGUGGAAAAAGAGACAAAACCAGUUGUCCUGAACAAAAUAGAAAUAAAUGGAUUAAACACCUGCCAGGAAGUUAAUGAUAUGGGGCGUACUGCCCCAGAAACUUUUCCUCGAGACAUUUUCUCUAAUGGGCUUAAACCAGUUGGGGGACUUGUUCAUCUGGACACCCUUGAUGGGAAAUCAAACAGUCUGGAUGACUCAACUGAAGAGGUUCAGUCUAUGGAUGUGAGUCCUGUUUCAAAGGAAGAGCUUAUCUCCAUCCCAGAAUUUUCACCAGUAAGUGAAAUGAUUCCUGGGGUGUCUCUGGACCAAAAUGGAACUGGUAAUGCCCGAGCACUUCAAGAUCUCUUAGAUUUCACCGGCCCCCCCAUGUACCCCAAGCGAUCCAGUGAAAAUCUCAGCCUGGAUGACUGUAACAAAAACCUGAUUGAAGGAUUUAACAGUCCUGGCCAAGAAAAUACUCUGAACACCUUCUGUUGACAAAUACAUCUCUUUAAUGAAAGGUGGUGUUUGGAGAACCCAUGAAGCUGCUGGUAGUCAAAUCCAAGCUGCUGGUCCUCUGAAGAAGCUUCUUUUGUCCUAAAUCCCUGGAUUCCAAAUUAUUAGAUCAAAAUGUAACUGUAUAUUCCUAGUUAGUAUAUCAAACA
Molecule: messenger RNA, 2495 nt
Organism: Odobenus rosmarus divergens (Pacific walrus)
Lineage: Eukaryota; Metazoa; Chordata; Mammalia; Carnivora; Odobenidae
Gene: MAP7D2
Product: MAP7 domain containing 2
Exons: 17
Coding region: 1-2328 (775 amino acids)
Biological process (GO): microtubule cytoskeleton organization
Cellular component (GO): microtubule cytoskeleton
Source: RefSeq, a predicted model, not a curated record